UCAUGGAGAUCAGUAAAGAUAUUAUAAACCCAGAAGAACUUUGGAAAAUGAAGCCUCAGGGGAACCUAGAAGAUGACAGUUACUCAUGAUAAUACCUGGCUGAAGGAGGUGGCCCUGGACAACACACUUAGUUUGGAAAGAACUGGCAUGAUUUUUCCACUCUGACAUUUGAGAGGAGAACCCUAGAAUCUUCUGUGAUGUCACCAGUGUUGUGGUGACACCAACUGCCUGUGGAGUAUUCCUUCAGAGCUGCUGGGUUCACAAGCAGUCAUGUUGUCCAUGCUGCGCAGGAUAUUUCGGAGGGACAAUAGAAUACAACCAGAGACCAGACCUAGGCAGAAGACAUUUCAUAAACCAGGAAGAAGGACAUGGCCCUGGGGAAGGCACAGGUCUGUUGGGAAAGAAUCAUCCCAAGCCUACACCAUGAGUGAGCAGGAGCAGAGAAUGAAGAGGUUGGAGAAACUCAAAAGGGAUCUUGAGAUGAUGAACAAGGAGAGAGAUGAACUCCUGGGAAUCUUGGCACAUUAUACUAACAGGGAUUUGAAUGACAGGACCAACUUUGAGAACAUGAUACUUGAGAUGCAACACGACCAGGUAAUGACCGAUCUCAAGAAAAUUCCUCAGGAGAUCAGUGAGGCCUUGUACAAGUGCAAGGAGCUGACUAAAGAAAAUCAACUUUACUGCAACAGGAACUGUCAGCUCCUGACAGAGUCUCUUCAUAUAAAGAAUCAAGUAAAAAUUCUGUGGAACGAGAACAGGCAGCUGCUAAGGGAGCAGAUUGCACUGGAAGAGUGUACUAAGAAAACAAAGAGGCUAUGUGUGGAGGCCAACUUGAAGAUAUACGACAAGUAUACCAAACAGCAGCAGCAGCAG
Messenger RNA from Grammomys surdaster, 873 nucleotides. RefSeq lists its product as uncharacterized. The annotation marks the transcript as partial. The transcript has 6 exons. Lineage: Eukaryota; Metazoa; Chordata; Mammalia; Rodentia; Muridae. The record is from RefSeq and is a predicted model, not a curated record.